Messenger RNA from Labeo rohita (rohu), 2404 nucleotides. It is a transcript of the gene tmem51a, whose product is annotated as transmembrane protein 51a. The transcript is spliced from 3 exons. Lineage: Eukaryota; Metazoa; Chordata; Actinopteri; Cypriniformes; Cyprinidae. The record is from RefSeq and is a predicted model, not a curated record. Bases 317 to 1078 code for a protein of 253 amino acids.
AAGGGUUAAUUCUGGACUGCAGGGACAGGAAGAUGUUCACGUUUGUGAAACUCAAGGCCAACACGCUUUAAGAAAUUCAAGCUCAGUUUCUUAAGGAAUGUAACAAAUGCUCCGGUGUACGUUUGCAUCAUUGGAUUAAACGUGAUUUCAUUCAAUAUUUGAACGGGUUCGGUCUUCUAAACACAAGGAAGGGAUUUCUUCUCGAGCGGGUCCAGAAAGUUCCAGAAAAGACUGGAAAAAAUGAGAUAAGCCAAGGUUUGCAGGCGUUCGACAGCCAGAGGACGAAAAGCAACGUGUCCGGAGGAGAAUCGAGUCCAUGGUAAGGCUUGGAAACAUGUCCUACAGUGACCAGACGCCACCCAGCCACAGCAGGACCAACAGCAGUAGUUCUGGGGCGCAGUAUGCUACUGCCGCACUGGGCGUGGGCCUUAUUGCUCUGGGGAUAGUCAUGAUUGUUUGGACCGUGGUGCCGGCAGGGUCCGGAGGGAACAGCUCCAGCCCCGGCAUGGAUCAGGGUCAAGUUCGGGAUACCUCAUCUGUGGCGUUCGUCCUAGUGGGGGGAGGAGUGUUGCUUCUGCUGCUGUCUGUGUGUCUGAGCAUACGGAACAAACAGCGGGCAGCCAGGGGACAGGAAGCCAGCAGUACACCCGCUAACACACAGGAGGAGGGAGCUACGAUGGACCAACUAGCUCAAAACUACAUGGUCCCCACUUACGAGGAGGUUGUAAUGAGUGGCCAGUAUCCCAUCAGUCAGACCUCUGACCGACACAACAGCAUCACCCAGCUACCAGCUUAUGAGGAGCUAGAUGAAGAUCAACACACUGUUGAAGAUGAAGUCAACCAAGCACGUAGACCUUCUUCUCAAAUCGACCCCAGCGCUGGAGCGGGUGGCCGGAGAAACAGCCGCCCCGGACGCAAGCUGAUUCCUCUUAAAAUUAGGCGCAUCAAAUCUGACAAUCUAAGAAGGAAAAGCUUAAGCGAUAUCCAGCAGGCUAACGUGUUCACCAUCGAGCCCCUCACGCCGCCUCCGCAGUAUGACGAUAAGCUCCCUCCGCUUCCUACAGACACACAACAGUGAAACAUGCUGGAGGUUUACGCUAAAACUGCAGUGUGAUGAAGUGUGCAUGCCUUUUUCACAAAUUACUACUGCGCUGAACUCCAUAUUACUCCUCUGGAUAGGACGUGCCACUAUCAGCAGCAUAGAGGAGGCAGUACUGUGUAAUGGUGGAGAGCCUUCAUUAUGUCUUCCUGUGAUGGCUGUCUAUUUCCUGUUUAGCAAAAAAAAACAAAAACAAAAAAAAGUUGGAUUAAAACUGGAUUUCUGAAAAAUGUUUACUGAAAAACUGCUGGUCUUGAUACAUAUCAGGCUGGUCUUGUUAUUACUGUCAAACUUGAAAUUCAGCAUCCAAGCUGUCCAAAGCUUUAUUGCAUAGGAUGUCAACAAGAAUUUCCGAAGAGAUGUGAAACUGUGUAAACUGUGAGUCACAGCAGCACUGUUGUGUUUUUUUGCACUUAUUUGUGUGUGUGUGUGUGUGUGUGUGUGUGUGUGUGUGUGUGUGUGUCGGGUGUGAGUGCAUGUGAUGUUUUGUUGUACAUUUUCCAUUAACUUUGCUUUAGUUUUUGUAUUGGUUUCAACUUUCUGUGUUUGUGUGUAACUAUACUUGUUCUUCGUGACUUUGUUGCCGGAGUGACAAACCGUGAGGUCAUCAGUAUGUGUCUGUCCUCAUGGUUUACGACACAGAGAGGUUCAUUGACCCUGCAGCUGCCUUAUAUCACUCUCUCACCAACACACCACCAGCCACAGAGAAUUUCUUGUCUCUCUUUUCCACUAACUUGGAUACACAAACACUUAGUCUUUUCAUCCCUUUAUUUUUAACUUUUAAUGUUGAUUUGUGUGAAGACAACUUUGUUUUUUCAGAGGGCAGCUGUGGCAUCUCCUUGCUGUGAGGUUCAAGCUCCCAAUCAUCUGUCUGCACUUGCGUUACUGCUCUAAACACUCCAGGAUUUUCACAUUAAGACAUACCAGCUGCUGGUUAUUACUGAAAUCAGUGUUUGUUUUUUUGGAAGUUUUGCUGAUGCCACUGCAGUUUAAGAUGGAUAUGGCUGGAAAAAUGUUGCUAAAUCUCAUGUGUUAUUUAAUAUGUUGUACGUUUCUACUGUUGAUUCUUUUUCUAUUUUGUUAUAUUCUGUUUAUAAUUGUAAGCUAGUAUGUAAUUAGAAAUAAAAACAGUUUGACAUGUGGAUGUAUUUAAUCUAGAAUAUUAAAAAUAUAUAUUUGUGUCAUGAGGGAUGCUAAAAAUAAAGUGUGUGAGUGAGUGAUAGCGAAACGGAAUAAAUUUUGUCCUUCAGAGAAAUUCCUGUAUUUUAGAAAGAUCGAAAGGAAUAAAAAUGUUGGUAUGAAUUA